Carassius gibelio (silver crucian carp) is the source of this 4811-nucleotide messenger RNA. RefSeq names its product serine/threonine-protein kinase tousled-like 1-B. The record is from RefSeq and is a predicted model, not a curated record. Gene Ontology annotation, cellular component: nucleus. Gene Ontology annotation, molecular function: ATP binding; protein serine/threonine kinase activity. Gene Ontology annotation, biological process: chromosome segregation; peptidyl-serine phosphorylation; intracellular signal transduction. The transcript is spliced from 22 exons. NCBI's taxonomy places the organism in Eukaryota, Metazoa, Chordata, Actinopteri, Cypriniformes, Cyprinidae. Bases 183 to 2492 code for a protein of 769 amino acids.
CACACACACACACAUACACUGAGAGUGAGCGAGGAUCUCAGUGCGCAGUGCGGAGCUGAAAACAUGACUUUGCUAAGCUUUGCAUGGAUCAUCCGGGUUUGUGCAUGAUGCAUUAGACACACACAGGUGUGAUUUGACGGAGAUCAUGCGCUCGUGCGUCCCUUCGCGAGGAAAGUGUCUUCAUGAGUGUCCAAAGUAACAGCAACAGCAGUGGAAGUUUGGACGGAGCGCCAUCUUGCUCUCAGUUCUCGACUGGAUCUCCGACCCCGGGCUCAGUUUCUCCGCUCGAUAUCUGCGCUCCACGGAGGCGUAAGGAAGGUAUGGAUGAACUGCAUUCUCUGGAUAGACGGCGGCAGGAGCUUUUGGAGGCACGUUUCAUCGGAGCAGUUAGUGGAAAUACAGGAGGAAGCACGGGGAGCGCGAGCGGAGGACCUAAAGGGUUGAACAAUAACGAAUGUUCCAGUCACAGUUUUGGCAGCCUGGGGUCAUCUAGUGACAAGGAGUCUGAGAACUCUGACAUAAAGAAAGGAGGAUCACCUGCAUAUUCAACUCCAGAGAAGAAGCACUCCGAGUCAUCCAGAGGAAGAAAGAGGAAGGUUGACAACCAGUCAGAGAUCAGCCAGGGAAAGUCUUCCGGCCGAGGGCCCAAGAUCAGCGAUUAUUUUGAUUUCCAGGGAGGAAACGGAUCCAGUCCAGUCAGGGGGCUUCCUCCGGUCCUGCGCUCGCCACAGAACUCUCACUCUGCACCCGGCUCUAUCGUCAGGCAGAACAGCUCCUCACCCACAAGCUUGUGUUUCAUGGAUCCCAUGAUGAACCCGAAACUGCUGAGCAGCAGAAGUGUCCAGACGGAUUUGACACUGUUGAAACUGGCUGUACUUGAGAGCAAUAAGAAUCUUGAUCUUGAGAAGAAGGAGGGCAGAAUAGAUGAUCUACUCAGGGCGAACUGUGACCUCCGCAGACAGAUAGAUGAGCAGCAGAAGCUGCUGGAACGUUUCAAGGAGCGUCUGAACAAAUGCACUACGAUGAGUAAAAAGCUGCUCAUUGAGAAGAGCACUCAAGAGAAGCAGUCCUGCCGUGAGAAGAGCAUGCAGGACCGGCUGCGUCUGGGGCAUUUCACCACGGUCCGGCACGGGGCGUCCUACACCGAACAGUGGACAGACGGAUAUGCCUUCCAGAACCUGGUCAAGCAGCAGGAGUGGAUAAACCAGCAGAGGGAAGAGAUCGAAAGGCAGAGGAAACUUCUAGCGAAGCGCAAACCUCCCAGCACACCCUCCUCCCAGAGCCCGACCCCCAAUGAGUCCAAACAGAGAAAGACCAAAGUCGUCAAUGGAGCCGACAACGACCCCUUCCUCAAACCCAGCCUGCCUACACUGCUGACUGUGGCAGAAUAUCACGAGCAGGAAGAAAUCUUCAAACUGAGACUGGGGCAUCUCAAAAAGGAGGAGGCAGAGAUCCAGGCGGAGCUGGAGCGGUUGGAGCGCGUGAGGAAUCUGCACAUUCGAGAACUUAAAAGAAUCAACAAUGAGGACAGCUCUCAGUUUAAAGACCAUCCAACCCUUAAUGAAAGGUAUCUUCUCUUACACUUGCUAGGAAGAGGAGGUUUCAGUGAAGUUUAUAAGGCAUUUGACCUGUUUGAGCAGCGAUAUGCUGCUGUGAAGAUCCACCAGCUCAACAAGAACUGGAGAGAGGAGAAGAAAGAAAACUACCACAAACAUGCCUGUAGAGAAUAUAGAAUCCACAAGCAACUGGACCAUCCCAGAAUAGUCAAACUCUACGACUACUUUUCCCUGGACACUGACACAUUCUGCACUGUUCUCGAGUUCUGCGAGGGGAAUGAUCUCGAUUUCUAUCUGAAGCAGCACAAGCUGAUGUCUGAGAAAGAGGCUCGCUCCAUCGUCAUGCAGAUAGUCAACGCCCUGCGAUACCUCAAUGAGAUCAAACCACCCAUCAUCCACUACGACCUGAAACCAGGAAAUAUCCUGUUGGUGGAUGGAACGGCAUGUGGGGAGAUAAAGAUCACAGACUUUGGCCUGUCUAAGAUCAUGGAUGACGACAGCUACGGAGUGGACGGGAUGGACCUGACAUCGCAGGGAGCAGGAACCUACUGGUAUUUGCCACCAGAGUGUUUUGUCGUUGGUAAAGAACCUCCAAAGAUCUCUAAUAAAGUAGACGUGUGGUCUGUGGGUGUUAUUUUCUUCCAGUGUCUAUAUGGACGAAAGCCAUUUGGCCAUAAUCAAUCCCAGCAAGACAUCCUUCAAGAGAACACCAUCCUGAAAGCCACUGAGGUGCAGUUUCCUGCCAAACCUGUGGCGAGCAACGAGGCCAAGGCGUUUAUCCGCCGCUGUCUGGCUUACAGGAAGGAGGAUCGCUUUGAUGUCCACCAGUUAGGCAGCGACUCGUACCUUCUUCCUCACAUGAGACGAUCCAAUUCAUCGGGGAACUUGCAGGCCACACUCGCAAGCUCCGCCUCUUCAGGAAUCAUCUCCUACUGAUUGGCUGAUCAAUCAUGAUUGAUGGUUCUGAUGGCGAGUUCCCUCCCUUCGUCACCUCGGGGUGGACCGGAAAGGGGGAGGGGCUAUAACUGUCAGCUUACAGGCUGUAGGACACGCCCACAUUGGUCAUAGUGACUGCCAUUGAUAUUGGGGCAGGGAAUGGCUGAUGUCAUUUCCUGUGUGGAUCCAGAUGUCAGUCAGAGCUAGAACCAUUUGAAAAUGGAUAUUUGUUUUUUACCCAAGGCAUUUUGUGGAGUAGAUUUGGGAGGGUCACGCUAACAUUUAGCUUCUUGUUGAUAUCCUCCCUGAGCUACGCCUCUGUAACGGGGUGUUUUGUUUUGUGUAAGUGUGAAAUUUAGAGACAAUUAAUUGUAGGAUGAUUGGAAAUAGAAGAGCGAGUGUUUUAAUGUGACACAGCGGUGUCUGUGAGAGAGAGAGAGAGUGUGUGUGUGUGUGUGUGUGUGUGUGCGCCUGCGAAUGGAUGUUUUAUGCCACAGCGUUACAUGUUGGCUGAUCAUAACAUACAUGUGUUGGGCACAGAUUGCAAGAUGUGUGUGUGUGUGUGUGUUACAAAAAUGCUGUCUAUUUUACUUCAAAGUAACAUUUAUGAAAAGUGUCAGUUUGUUUAAAUGGGUUUAAUAUUUGCAAAACGUAGAUAGGUGAAUCUCAUCAAAAAUGUUCAGGUCACAUUUCACCCCCAAACCAAAGGAGAAAAGUAGUUUUUUUUUUUAAGAUUUUGUCAGUUUUCAUGAUAGUUAAAGGCUAUCUCUCUUUAUAUAUAUAUAUAUAUAUAUAUAUAUAUAUAUAUAUAUAUAUAUACACACACUAUACACAGUGGGCUUGGCAUCAGUCAUCGGAGAGGCUUUUAUUAACAGAAAAUAAAAUAAAACCUGGGACAAAUGUGGCCAAAGGGGGAGAGUGUCCAAAAUAAACAGAGGAUCUGGUGUCCUCGUUGUGCUGCGGGGUUCGUGGAGGAAGGGAGGAAGGGUCCAGGCAAGGGAUAUAGAUAUUUAGAGAGAAAGAGAGAUAGAUAGAUAUCUCUAUGUGUGUAUUUUUCUAUUGUUUCAUAAUAAUUAUGUAUUUAACUUUUAUAUAUUUGAAGUUUGUGUGUGUGUGUGUGUGUCUAUAUCUAUAUAUCUUUAUUACAGUUACCUGCAAUUAAAAUAUUUAGUAUUUUGACCUAACAAUUAUAACCUUGACUAUUUUACUGUUAACAAAUUUAUAUAUAUAAUUAAACCAGCAUAUUUGUUUGUGUACAUAUAUAUUUAUACACACGCACACAGUUAUGUGUGUGUAUGUGUAUAUAUAUAUAUAUAUAUAUAUAUAUAUAUAUAUAUAUAUAUAUAUAUAUAUAUAUAUAUAUAUAUAUAUAUAUAUAUAUAUAUAUAUAUAUAUAUAUCUCCUUAUAAGGGUGUGUCUGUUUCUAUAUGUAUAGAUGGAUAGAUAGAUAUACACAUACAUGCAUAUAUAUGCUCGAGUGAGGGAACUGGAAAAAGUGUAGUAAGUUAUUUUUAUUUACAUCAGCAUAAAUUAAAGGCAAUGUAACAAAUACUCUGCAUAUACAUGAAUGUGUAUAUACAGUGUAUUAUAGUGAGUUGUCAUAAAUUUUGUCACACAGAUAAAUUAGGAUUUUUUUUUUCUUUCAAUUUUGGAGUGGAAAAUGACCUGGACAUGUUGUUGACCAGUUUGAUGAGAUUCACCUGUUUGUCCUGCAUGUAGGAGUAGAAACAGUAAAAUCAUCUCAAUAGAAUAUUCCUCCUAUAGCUUCUCUCAAACACACAGACGAGUGAAUGACUGUGCUUUCUCGGUUUGUAACACUUAAUGUCUGAUGCAGCAUCAUCACCUCGCUGCACCCUGACGUGGUUUAUAGUUUCAUGAUUUACUCCGAUUAAGAAUCAGACCAAAUAUACAUUUGAUUUACCAGUAACAAAAAAAAACUGCAUGAAUAAACCUCCAUUGUGGUUGUGAAUGAGGUGUGUGUGUGAUGUGAGUAAUGAUUGACAGAAUAGGCGGAAGGUGGGCCGGACCCCGCCCUUGAUUAUUAACCCCUUUAUGCCCAGACCCAGUGCUGUCAUGUUGCUUAGCAACCCUCUGUGGUCCCGGUCAGCAUCUCUGAAUGACAUGGACCGGACCGGACCGAGAUCAAACGCUCAAAGCUUCCAGAGUCUGGGGACGACCUCAGCUUUUGUUGUUUCCUCUCUCUAAAUACUCUUUCAACCCCAGAAGCAGUUUUCAGCUCAAUAUAUGGUGAUCUGUCUCCAAGUGCUGCUGCGAUUGUAGAGAAUGUAGCCAAAAGAGAAAUAAACAUUUUUGAAAAUA